Molecule: messenger RNA, 1308 nt
Organism: Haemonchus placei
Lineage: Eukaryota; Metazoa; Nematoda; Chromadorea; Rhabditida; Trichostrongylidae
Source: the annotation of a GenBank genome assembly
GCUCUCGAUUACGCUUCAUAUAGCUCUUUACUACGUUUAAGGAAUAUUCAUUUAUUCUCUUAUGCUCAUACGCUGAUUAAAUAUAACUACGCCUUUAUUUCUUCAGCUUUAUAUUUGUAUCUUGUAUCAAUCUCGUAUGUAUGCAUCUCGUAAGCCAUAUCCUCUAUGAGUUGUGCCUUUCGUAUCUAUGAUAACUCUUGCCUUUUCGUAUGUAUCUGUUACAUUCUUAUGGUUUAAUUACCCAAGUUUGAGGUUUUCUCUGCUUGACGCAAUAAUGCUCUGAUAUUCGGUCGUGUAGCUGUGGUUGUGGCAAAAUCAUAGUAACGAAGAAGUUAAACGACUAUACCAGCUAUAAUGGCUGUAAUAUCGGUAUAGUUAAUAUAUGGUGCAUCGGCUAUUUGAAGGAUCCGGUCAGGUACACUUUACACAAUUCACGGCUUAGCAAUUGUCUUAUCAAGGACGCUCAUCGUCUGCCGGCACUCUUCGAUUCGAAACUUCCUUUUCGUUUUCUUUCGCUUACUUUUCUUCGAGUUUUUCGAGAUUUCGAAAAUAUUAUAAGCGAUAACGGGACCUACAUCACAGAAGGUUUUACUAACCAGAUAUUGCAAUAAAUUGGAACGCAUUAUACAAGAAAAUGAAGACGCUUUCAAAACGGAAAAUAUUCUAAUUUUCGACCCUAGUACUUCCCAACGCCUGCAAUCUCUCGUUCUGCAAUUACAUUCGACUUCACGACUAGUCCAAGAAACCUUAUGCACCUUCACAGCCUUAGUUGACUCAUUGAUUGAGUCACUAAAUGACGAGCAAGAAGCACAGGCUCACGAACAUAUUGAGAAGGCGCAUACGAUAUUGGAGCAAGCACAACUUGCUGCCAUCGAAAUAGAAGCGAGGCGUUUGAGCGCUCGCGAUCACGCACAACUAUCUAUGGCAACAGGUAGUUCGACUCAACCCACUGGCAGUCAGGUCACAGUGGCAAGACCACAAUUGCCAGCUAUUCCCAUCCCUCCCUUCACGGGAAAAAUUUGGGAGUUUGCGAAUUUUUGGACUUUGUUUUGUGAAAACGUGCAUGAUCAGCCGCUAACUAAUCUACAAGAGUUCAAUUACUUCUUGAACGCACUGCAAGGCGAAGCAAGGGAAAGUAUAAGGCGAUACCCCGUCACAGACGAAAACUAUGAGCAUGCCAUAACCUUUUUGAAAACGAAAUAUGGAAAUGAAUCAAAAAUCAUAGCCAACCUCCAGUCCCGCCUAGAGCAGGCAAGAGCCGAAAAUAAUAGGAUCUCGGCACAACGCCGACUUCUAGAAUUCGUAAUG